Molecule: messenger RNA, 2109 nt
Organism: Meyerozyma guilliermondii ATCC 6260
Lineage: Eukaryota; Fungi; Ascomycota; Pichiomycetes; Serinales; Debaryomycetaceae
Gene: APL2
Product: Apl2p
Exons: 1
Coding region: 1-2109 (702 amino acids)
Biological process (GO): vesicle-mediated transport; intracellular protein transport
Cellular component (GO): membrane coat
Molecular function (GO): clathrin binding
Source: RefSeq, a predicted model, not a curated record
AUGUCUCUUGAAAAGAAGAUCCUUAGUUUCCUCAAGGGCCCGAAGAAGGGAGAAACCUUCGAAUUGAAGUCCGGACUCGUGUCUCAGUACAAGCAUGAGCGAAAAGAUGCCAUUCAAAGGGUGAUCCAGGCAAUGACAGUGGGCAAGGAUGUGUCGCUGUUGUUUCCCGACGUUCUAAAAAACAUUGCUACCUAUGAUUUGGAGCAGAAAAAACUCGUGUAUCUCUAUCUCAUGAACUAUGCCAAGUCUCAUCCGGAACUAUGUAUCUUGGCUGUGAAUACAUUUAUUCAGGAUACCGAAGAUCCUAACCCAUUAAUCAGGGCGUUGGCGAUACGGACAAUGGGAUGUAUUCGUGUGGACAAAAUGGUCGAUUACAUGGAAAUACCGCUUUCGAAGACUCUUGCCGACGACAAUCCAUACGUGCGGAAAACAGCCGCCAUUUGUGUUGCAAAGUUGUUUGAUUUGAACCCUCAAGUAUGUGUUGAAUUUGGAUUUGUGGACGAGUUGAAGAAAUUGAUCAACGAUCCCAACCCAAUGGUUGUAGCCAACUCUCUCAACUCCUUGUAUGAGAUCAGAGACAUGAAUUCGGACCCCAACUUGAACGUGUUGGACAUAACUCCAGAGAUCAUCAAGAACCUCCUCAUGUGCUUGAACGAGUGCACAGAGUGGGGUCGUAUUACGGUACUUACCACGUUAAACGAGUACGAGGCGCCAACUCCAGCGGAAGCUGGUCAUAUCAUCGAGCGGGUUGUACCGCAAUUGCAGCAUGUAAAUCCCUCCGUGGUGUUGACAUCUAUCAAGACGAUUCUUCGCCACGUUGACAAAGUGCCGCUGAAACCUGCUAUUCUUAAAAAGCUUUCUGCUCCUUUGGUUUCUCUCGUGUCGUCAUCUAUUCCAGAGGCACAGUACGUCGGUAUGAAGAACAUUCGCAUCAUCCUCGAAAAACAUCCCCAGAUUCUCUCCAAGGAACUUCGAGUAUUUUUCAUCAAGUACUCCGAUCCGUUGUACCUCAAGUUGGAGAAACUUGAAAUUAUGGUUCGCCUUGCUAACGAUUCCAAUGCUGGACUUUUACUCGGUGAACUCAAAGAGUAUGCCAUGGAAUUCGAACCCACUCUCGUCACCAAGGCUAUAAAGUCGGUGGGUUCGGUCGCAAUCAAACUCAGCGUGUGUGUGGUGAAAGCCGUCAAUCUUUUGUGUACUUUGAUCGACCAGCGAGGCGGAGAUUUGGUCAUAAACGAGGCAGUGGUUGCAUUGACAAACAUUCUUAGACGAUACCCUGGAAAGAACGACUUGAUCACACUCAUAGUGCCGGUCAUUUCCAACCAUGUCGAAGACCUCACCACCUCCGAAGCCCUUGCUGGCUACAUAUGGCUCAUUGGUGAGUACCCAAAGUAUUUUUCACAACUUCACUCCAAGGUGGAUGCACUCGUGGAUGGAUUCCUCGAGUACGAAUCGCAAUUACAAUUGAACAUUCUCACGUCUGUGGUGAAGAUUAAUCUCUCUACGAACGACUCUAGUUACUCCAACCAACUUCAAAAGGUGCUAGAAUUAGCCACCAAAGAAUGUGAAAAUGCCGACGUCAGAGACAAAGCAUACAUUUACUGGAGAUUACUUUCAUCUUCAUCGACGGAUGCCCAGCAAAAGGUCAUUAUGGCCAAAUUGCCUCGUAUUGAUACCACAAUAGCGUCGUUCAAUCCGGUGGUUUUGGAGUCGUUGAUCAACGAUUUAUCUACUUUGGCAUCGGUUUACCAUAAACCUGCCUCCACAUUCAUCGACCCCAGUGCUUACAAGAGAGCCGGCACGGGUACCUCCAAGGCGGCUAAGAGCGGUAACAUUCGUGAUCUCACCAAGUUGGCCAAACAAGAGAUCAUUAAUAAUGCCAAAAAUGAGAACUUGCUCGAUUUCGAUGACGAAGGAACCGAGGCUUCGGAUGCCGCUCCGUCAUUGUUGGACGAGUUGAACGACUUAUUUAUAACACCUGGCGACAACCAGGGCAGCCUGACCACCCAAUCGACCAAUGACAUAUUGAACUUGUUCGGACCCCCACAGCCCAAGCCAGCUACAAACACAGAAAGGAAGGACACAAAUGACUUGUUGGAUCUCUUUUAG